Messenger RNA from Metarhizium robertsii ARSEF 23, 1185 nucleotides. Its product is annotated as arg-6 protein. Lineage: Eukaryota; Fungi; Ascomycota; Sordariomycetes; Hypocreales; Clavicipitaceae. Gene Ontology annotation, biological process: L-arginine biosynthetic process. The coding region runs from base 1 to 1185 and encodes 394 amino acids. Gene Ontology annotation, cellular component: mitochondrial matrix. The record is from RefSeq and is a predicted model, not a curated record. Gene Ontology annotation, molecular function: N-acetyl-gamma-glutamyl-phosphate reductase (NADP+) activity; L-glutamate N-acetyltransferase activity, acting on acetyl-CoA as donor; arginine binding. The transcript has 5 exons.
AUGUCUUUUAAUCUGUGCUGCGGGCUGGCACUACGAGCCGUGGCCAAGCGAUUCUCAAAUACCGUGCCCAAGACCUCCCGGCCUCUUAUCAAAGGCAACUUCACCAAUCAAUUGCCAAAUACCACGACGCUUCGAUACUCAUCCACAACCAGGAAUGCUACCAGGGAAAUUGUGAGCCAGAUGCUACAGUCUAUUGGAUCUAAAAGAGAGGCCCAGCAAUAUCUUCAGCUUUUCACUUCUGCCCAGACCUUUUGUGUGCUGAAAGUAGGUGGUGCUAUUCUAUCCGAGCACCUUGACCAGUUAGGAUCACAGCUUGCUUUUCUUUUCGAGCUGGGGCUCCUACCCGUAAUUGUACAUGGGGCAGGUCCACAGUUGAACCGCUUGCUCGAGGAGGCCAACGUGACGCCUUCUUUUUCGGAGGGCAUACGUAUUACCGAUACGAAGACUCUCAACAUUGCCCGCAAGCUAUUCCUCGAGGAGAACCUCAAGCUUACCGAUAAGCUUGACCAGCUUGGCGUCAGAACGAGAUCCCUCAGUGGCGUCUUUGUGGCAGACUUUCUCGAUAAGGAGAAAUGGGGCUACGUUGGCAAAAUAAAAACAAUUAACCUUGAUGCGGAUGUCGCUAUUAUUCACCCAAGCGAUCUUCAUAAGGAGCUUUUCACCGACUCUGGUGCUGGUACCUUAAUCCGACGAGGGGAUGCUAUUCAAAAGGCAUCCUCCUUGUCUGAAUUUCAGGAUCUUGACAAGAUUAAGAAAGCUCUUCUUGAAAGCCAGAAUAACCUUGAUACUGAGGCUACAGAUGCUUCGGCUGUAGUCGAUCGCUUUCUGGAGUUUCUGAAGGUGAACCCGUUUACUGCUUAUUACGACGAGAAUAUGUCAGGUUUAGCUAUUAUUCUUCCGCCUUCGGCAGAUAAGCCCAUGGCUACUAUCGCUUCCCUCACCAUUACCAAGUUUGGAUGGCUGAGUAAUUUGGCUGAGAAUAUGUGGUCAGCCAUAAAAACGGACAACCCCUCCUUAUGUUGGAGGGUUUCAGAAGAGGAUGAGAAUCUCGUCUGGUUCUUCGAGAAAGCUGAUGCGAGUUUCAAGCACAACGGUGGCGUCCUCUUCUAUUAUGGCUCCGACUUUGAUGCGGAUGUUCUAGAUUCCUUUUCGACGACUCUACCUGCUAUCCAUACGCUACGAUAG